AUGGCUACACCAAAUAAUCCACCAGGUCAACGCCCUCCCAUGUUUCGGCCGGGAAUCCCUUCACCUCAACAACAGCAACAGCCAUUCAAACCUAUGUUCAAUAACAGACCUCCCCCUCCUUAUCUUGCCCAAAGUCCUGGCAAUAUACUAGCUGCUACUGGCCGUCCCCCACCUCCAUUCGUAAAUCAACAACCUGCUGUUAGACCGGGAUUCUCGCCUUAUAGACCACCAGCCCAACCUAUCGCUCAACCUUCUCCUCCACAACAACAGCAACAAGUACAGCCUCAACCAAUGUAUCCCUCUCAACAGUCUCCUCUGCCUCCUCAAUCAGUAUCGCCACAACAUAGCAAUCAAAUGUCAACGGAAUCACCUUCAAUAGGAAACGCUGCUCCUCUUGAAGCUCAAAUGUCAAACAUGCAGAUACAUAGCAGACCAUCUGGUAGAGCUAAGCGAGUUUAUGCACAGGUGCCUAGUAUACCUGUAUCUAACACGCAACAGAAUUUACCAGCCCCACCACAACAGCAACAACAGCUGCAAUAUCAACAACCACAACCACAAAAUGCAUUACCACAGCCUAUGGGCCAGCAACAACCCAUGGGCCAGUUACCUCAACAGCCACUGCAGCAGCCACAACAGCAACAAAGGGCUGUCAACACGCCUCUUGGUCUACCACAUCGCUCUGGAGCCAAACCUCGCAUUGAUCCCAACCAGAUCCCAUCACCUGUACAGAUCCAAACCAAAGACAUGGCUAAAUACGAGACUCCCGACGCCUAUUACGGUACCUGUGAUCUUCAGGAGCCUUUGCCUCUAGCCAGUACCCAUUUUCGCAGCUUGGAUCAAGGCAAUUGCAAUCCUCAUUUUAUGCGAUCCACUCUACAAACCGUCCCUGCCACUGCUGAUUUGAUGCGAGAUACUGGAUUGCCUUUUGGCCUCGUAUUACAACCGCUGGCUCAACUGCAUCCAGAUGACACAGCCUUACUCGUCGUUCCUCUGGCUGCUCGAUGCUCUCGUUGCAAAGCCUACAUCAAUCCAUGGUGCAAGUUUACACAGGGCGGUCAGAAAUUUGUGUGCAACUUGUGUGAGUAUGAGAAUACAGUGGCACCAGAGGAUGUGUGUCCUUGUGAUAUCAGUGGUAGACGCAUGGAUGCUGAACAACGACCCGAGUUCAUGUUGGGAUCCAUUGAAUAUGACGCUCCUGAAGAGUAUUGGCAGGAUAUAGAACCAAAGCCUUUGCAUUGGCUGGUUGCGAUUGAUGUGUCUAGACGAGCCAUGGAGAGACCUGUGUUGGGGACAUUGGUGCAAAUACUCAAACACAUGCUUGCUUCUGGAUUUCCGCCUUCUAUCAAAAUUGGUAUCAUGACGUUUGAUACAUCCGUUCAUUUCUGGAACUUGAAGGGCGAACAAGCUACCAUGAUGGUGGUCUCGGAUAUCGAUGAUGUCUUUGUCCCCAUGUCUGCACAAGAUAUGUUUGUAGAUCCCACCGAAUCAAGAGCUGCUAUUGAGAGUCUGCUGGAGCAAUUGCCUGCCUUGUUCCAUAAUGAGCACAAUCUCAUGCCUCAUGCUGUGUUUGCUUCUGCUGUUCAAGCGGCUGCCUUGGCCCUCAAGACUACUGGUGGUAAAGUUACAGUAUUCCAAUCCUCAUUACCUUCCUUGGGCCCUGGUGUGCUCAAGAACCGAGACGAUCCAAAAAUAUAUGGCCAGGAACGAGAAAAGGGCUUGUUCCAACCUCAGGAUACCUUUUAUACGCAGUUAGGUGCCUCUUGUGUUCAAGCAGGUGUCUCCAUUGAUCUCUGGCUUAUCCCUGCACUGUCUACUCCCUACAUGGAUGUUGCCACCAUAGGCGUUCUCUCUGCUCUGACAGGUGGCGAUACACACUACUUGCCAGACUUUGAUGCCCAGCUUCACAGUGUACAAUUCAUGCAUGAUUUCAAGCAUGCCAUCUAUCGUGAGCAGGGUUAUCGAGCUGCUCUGCGUGUACGUUGCUCCAACGGGCUGUCUGUGGAAGAUCACUAUGGCAAUUUCAACAUGAGUAAUGCUACUGAUCUUGAGUUGGCCAACAUCAAUGCGGAUACGACGGUGGGUGUCGCAUUGAAACAUGAUGGCAAAUUACCGGAGAAUAAGCCUGUCUACUUUCAGUGUGCACUGCUCUAUACCACUGCUCAAGGUCAACGUCGCGUGCGUGUUCACAAUCUAAGCUUGAAUGUGGGUGUUACAGCGAACCCCGUCUUCAAACUAGCAGACUUGGAUACUUCACUCAAUUUCAUCAUCAAGCGCAACAUUACACUGACAGCCAAGAAAUCACUGACCGACCUCUCUUACGACAUGGAUCAGUUGGCUGUUAAGAUCUUGACAUCGUAUCGAAAAUACUGUGCUUCAGGUGCUUCUGCUGCUCAGCUCAUUUUGCCUGAAUCCUACAAGAAUUUGCCACUGCUGUUCUCUUCCAUGAAGAAGUCUGCCAUCAUGAGAAAAGAUCCAACCUUGAAUGUCGAUACCCGCGUGUAUUUCUUUAGAAAGAUCAAGGCAUUAAGUAUUUCAGGCACCAUCCAAUUUUUAUAUCCCAAGUGUGUCAAGUUACACACGUGGUUCGAGGAGCAGGGCCCGUUACCGUUGGAGCGACUCUCUUACGAUAGAUUUGAUCCAGCCGGUAUUUACUGGGUUCAGAGCCAUAGCGCACUGUUUGUGUGGAUUGGAGCCAACGCAUCUCCUCAGCUGGUAGAAGGCAUGUUUGGCACAUCCAAUAGAAAUGAAAUUAACCCACUGAUGGAGCAAUUGCCUGUCAUUGAAAAUUCCACGAUCAACAACCAACUGCGACAAAUCUACUAUGCAAGUACAAACGACAUUCCCUAUUUGCCACGAUUGCAAGUGAUCCGACAUGGCAUGGAUUUGGAGGUGGAGUUAUCCAAAGUGCUGGUGGAAGAUGAGACGUUUAAUCAAAUGAGCUAUGUUGAUUACUUGUGCAUGAUCCAUAAACAAAUCCAAACAGAGCUGGAGAGAGAGAAACAGGAUACUGUGAUUUCCUCUGCUUCUUACUGGGCCCAUAGAUAUUAG
Messenger RNA from Mucor velutinosus, 3048 nucleotides. RefSeq names its product Translation factor guf1 mitochondrial (gene GUF1). The record is from RefSeq and is a predicted model, not a curated record. NCBI's taxonomy places the organism in Eukaryota, Fungi, Mucoromycota, Mucoromycetes, Mucorales, Mucoraceae. Gene Ontology annotation, biological process: COPII-coated vesicle cargo loading; endoplasmic reticulum to Golgi vesicle-mediated transport; intracellular protein transport. The transcript has 5 exons. Bases 1 to 3048 code for a protein of 1015 amino acids. Gene Ontology annotation, cellular component: COPII vesicle coat; endoplasmic reticulum exit site. Gene Ontology annotation, molecular function: SNARE binding; zinc ion binding.